Molecule: messenger RNA, 2404 nt
Organism: Oncorhynchus mykiss (rainbow trout)
Lineage: Eukaryota; Metazoa; Chordata; Actinopteri; Salmoniformes; Salmonidae
Product: LIM/homeobox protein Lhx2-like
Biological process (GO): regulation of transcription by RNA polymerase II; neuron differentiation
Cellular component (GO): nucleus
Molecular function (GO): RNA polymerase II transcription regulatory region sequence-specific DNA binding; DNA-binding transcription factor activity, RNA polymerase II-specific
Source: RefSeq, a predicted model, not a curated record
ACGGAGGUGCGAAGCAAAACGAAGCUGAGACCGCUUCCGAGAGUCUUGACAAGGGAUUUGUACACGUCGAAUCAAUAGUAAUCCCCUCUCCCUAAAUUGCACACAUACAUAGGGCUCAGUGCUCGCCUUGCCGAAGAGCUUGAUACCCGUAGGAAAACAAUGUAUGUUUUGCAAUAGCCCUUGAACUCGAACAAUUGUGUGUUUUUGUGCAUUCGUUCGUCGUCUUUGCUAUUAUUUUAUUUUCGAUUGAUAUUCGUUUUGGGUGUUUUGCGUCAGCAUCCACGUGUAGCAUUGAACGUCGCUGUUAUGAUUCGAGGCUUGGAGCAACUCAAGAGUGGAGGCCAGGAUACCAACCACAAGUCAUCUACAAUUCUGCCGUGUUUUUAGUUUUCCCCCUCCUUUCUCUGUUGUUUCUGGAAUACGUAUUUACUCCUUCAUUUAUUCCUAAUGCAAGUUGAACAUUUGCAGUAGCUCUCGACCACUUUUGCCUGAAGACAUAGAGAAAAUGGUACAUUUUUGUGCAUCCUGAAAUCUGCAUAUUGAGAGAGAUUAUUUGAUUCAGAAUUCACUUUGUGGUUUGCUGAUCUGAGGGAGACGCUUGCAAGUGUAGCUCUCCAGCCUCCACGAUGCUCUUCCACGGGCUGCUCGGAGGCGAGAUGCAGGGGGUUAUCUACGAGAUGGGCCGGAGGGCGAAGGGCGAUUCUACCGCCAUCAGUUCGGCUAUAGACAUGGGAGAAACCGAGACGGGUAUGAGGUCCAUCAACAGCGACCGUGUGGCCUUAUGCGCGGGCUGCGGGGGGAAGAUAUCUGACCGCUACUACUUGCUUGCGGUUGACAAACAGUGGCACAUGCGCUGUCUCAAGUGCUGCGAGUGCAAACUCAACCUCGAGUCCGAGCUUACCUGUUUCAGUAAAGACGGCAGCAUCUAUUGCAAAGAAGAUUACUACAGCAGGAGGUUUUCCGUGCAGAGGUGCGCCCGUUGCCAUCUCGGGAUCUCGGCGUCGGAGAUGGUCAUGCGGGCGAGGGACUUGGUCUAUCACUUGAACUGUUUCACCUGUACAAGCUGCAACAAAAUGCUCACGACCGGAGACCACUUCGGUAUGCGGGACAGUCUUGUGUACUGCCGGUUCCACUUUGAGACACUCAUACAAGGGGAAUAUCAAGCGCAUUUCAAUCACUCAGGGGAUGUAGACUCGGGCAAAGGACUUUGCGCAGGCAGCGCGGGAAACUCGCUGGGGCAGACCUACUACAACGGCUCCCGAACCGUGCAGAAAGGAAGGCCGAGGAAAAGGAAAAGUCCCGGGCCUGGAACAGAUGUGGUGGCUUACAACGCAGCAUUAAGUUGCAGUGAGGAUGGGGACCACCUGGACUGUGACUCCCACUACUCCUCCAGCUCCAAGUCCAAGCGCAUGCGCACCUCCUUCAAACACCACCAACUGAGGACCAUGAAGUCCUACUUUGCCAUCAACCAUAAUCCAGACGCCAAAGACCUGAAACAGCUGGCCCAGAAGACGGGUCUCUCCAAACGCGUGCUGCAGGUUUGGUUCCAAAACGCCCGGGCCAAGUUUCGACGGAACAUUCUACGUCAGGAGAGCACAGGACUGGACAAGCUGUUGGAUGGGUCCACUCUAUCAGGGGGUUCGCCUUCAGGCCCCCCCUCCGAACUGUCCAGCUCCUCAAUGAGCCCUUCCAGUACCCAUACCACCCUCACGGACAUGACCAGCCCCUCUAUGACAUCGGCUAACCCUGUACUGACCGCCGUGCCGGGGGGCAUGGACCUACAUGACUCCAUGAGUGUGAGCCCUUCCCAGACCACCCUUACCAGCCUUUUCUGAUGUCACCCACCCCACCCGAUCCGCCCAUAAACCCAUCCACCAGCUCACUCAAGAGGGAGUCACUUAUAUAAAUGAUAUUCCCCUGGACCUUAGGUUUCCACCCUGUCACUCCAUCCUGACCAUUCUGUUUCUAGGGAGGGAUUUGUAAAAGAAAAAGGGAAAAGCAUUGGGGAGUGUAAAAUGCAGAUGCAAAGUACUGUAGCAAGGUUAUCCGGAAGACUCUAGCGUGCCUUAUACAUUUUAAUCACACGGAGGAAUCCCUUCUCUGAUAAAUGUCUCAUCUAGGUGGCAUAUUUCUUAAAAGAUUUUGUUAAAGGACGGUUGCCCCACUGACAACUGCAUUUGCUUAAGACAUGGCCAACAAAGCGGAUCUACUUUACAAUUCAGUCUGUACAGAGUAAGGGUCUGAUGUCAACAAGAACAUGUAUAUUGAUACAUAGGGCAUAGAUGAGAAUUAGAAUUAAACUGAUACAGUUAAUAUGAAGAUAUCAUGGUCACUAUCCUUUACUCAGACUUUGCUUUAAUAUUUUGUAACAAUAAACUGUCAUACACAGAAAUGAGAUAUAAUA